Molecule: messenger RNA, 402 nt
Organism: Alternaria arborescens
Lineage: Eukaryota; Fungi; Ascomycota; Dothideomycetes; Pleosporales; Pleosporaceae
Exons: 1
Coding region: 1-402 (133 amino acids)
Source: RefSeq, a predicted model, not a curated record
AUGCAGCUCACCACUACCCUCGCCGCCACCCUCCUCGCCUUUACCACGGCAGUGACUGCGAUCCCCUCUCCCAUUCCUCAAAUCACCCUCCGGAUCUACAACGACCAAAGCGGCGCCAAUGCAGAAGCCACCAUACCCGCCGACGGCACCCCAUACUACAUAUCUUCUCUUUUCGCCGGCAAGGCUGUCGACAAGGGUGCCGGUAACAUCGUCGGUACAUCAGCCCAACUCACUAAGUUCCAAGACACGACCAAGUGCCAGCUUGUCAACCUCAACAUCCCUGGCUGGAUUUUUGACAUCGACGGUCGUGCAAAGAACUUUGUCGAUCUGGAUGGCGACGUUACGAAGCCGAUCGAGACUUGGCUGAGCGGUUUCACUUUCCAUUGUGAGAAGGCUUACUAG